CAGCACCACGCGAUCUUUUAAUUCUAGACCAAAAUACAGCCCGGCACAGGCCUGCUGCUGCUUCGGAGCCGUCCAACUCGGCUCGCAAAGCUAUCGAGCAUGCUCUCAUCAUCUUUCUUAAAGCUCCGCGGGUCGGCGCGACAUCGGAUCUGCACAAGAUGCUUAGCUCCGCAACCAUUAGCGACCUUCUCGAGCAGCCGCGUACUCCGAACGACGGAAGAGACUGAGGAAACUUUGCCUCGCUCACCAAUCGUACUAAAGCCUCUUGGGAACACCGAGUCAACAAAAAUCUAUGCUAAAAAGAAGGCAGCCGCCACUGCUUGGGCUGAACGGGCGGACAGGAUACAAGAUGGCAAAGAACCGUGUUUAUGGGAUAUCUUUGAAGAGCGUGGUCUUGUAAAGGAUGUUGCUGGAUCCCGAGAAGCCAUUCGCGAGUUGAUGCGGCUGAAAAGGAUAGGAGCCUACGUUGGCAUAGAUCCUACUGCCGCCUCCCUUCAUCUAGGCCACUUGGUGCCGCUCAUGCCAUUGUUCUGGAUGUACAUGAACGGCUACACAAGCAUCACCCUGCUCGGAAGCGCUACCGCCAAGGUGGGCGACCCCUCAGGGCGCUUGACUGACAGGGAAAAGCAGCACCGCGACGUGUUCAACAAGAACAUGGUCUCGAUGCACUACCAAAUCAAGAAGCUCUGGACAAAUGUCGACGCGAUGGCUAGACGCUACGGGUACAAGGAAGAGUGGGCUUGGACACGCGGUCAAAGAAACAACAAUGAAUGGUGGAACAAGCAACCCUUGCUCGAAUUUCUCCAACUGCUCGGCUCCAAUGUGAGGGUUGGUCCAAUGCUCAGCAGAGACACAGUCAAGCGGAAGUUGACCGAGGGAGAUGGACUCUCCUUUGCUGAGCUCACAUACACCUUGAUGCAGGGAUGGGAUUGGUGGACUCUGUACAAGCAGUUGGGAGUUCAGAUGCAAAUAGGAGGCUCUGAUCAGUUCGGAAACAUUGUGCAGGGUAUCGAAGUGGUCAAGACAGUGCGGCCCCAGCAGCCCAUCCAUGGAGUCGACCCAUCGUCGCCUCUUGAGGAAAUUGUUGGCUUUACAACCCCACUACUUACAAACUCGUCUGGUGAAAAGAUCGGAAAGUCGAGUGGUGGAGGCAACCUCUGGCUCAGCAACAUCAAGACUAGCCCGUACGAUUUGUACGGCUACUUUGUCCGUCAACCAGAUGAGGACAUGGAGCGCAUGCUCAAGUUGUUCACUUUUAUCCCAACCAAAGAAAUUAGCGAGAUCCUCGCGAAGCAUGAAACUGACAAACCCAAGAGGGUGGCUCAGCACAGGCUGGCCUUUGAGGUGAUUGCCCUGGUGCACGGUAUGGAUGUUGCCGAGAGCACCCAGGUUGAGCACAGGGCCAUGCACGGCAAGGGCUCAGUCUCGACUCUGUUUACGCACGACACAGCGGAACAGGUACUGCUCAACUCUGCCCCAGAGGCUCACAAGAAGCUGCCAAAGAAGCUGAUGGACCAGGGCAAUAUCGCGCGCAUCCUGUUCGCUGCAGGACUGGCCAAAAGCGUGAGCGAUGGCCACCGUCUCGCGACGCAGCAGGCGGUUUACAUUGGAGGUCGGGAGGGCCAGAACAAGGAAAUGGGCGCCAGUCUCACUUUCGUCCCCGUCAAGGCCUGGUUCCCUGAGGACACAAAGAACUACCUGAUCAACGGCAACAUGCUUAUCCUUCGCAAGGGCAAGCACGACAUCCGGAUUGUCGAGUUCAUUAGCGACGAGGAGUACGAGGCUCUGGGCGAGACAUACCCAGGGCAGCCUGGUACUGGCAGAGUGCGCAACAUGCGGGAGCUUGCAAAGCUUCGACAGUCCAUGGCCGAAAGUGUUGACGGCGUGGAUCCCUCUGCCGCGCCGUCAGACUCGAAAUUACAAGCUUUGAGGAAGCAGCUUGAGUUUUUCGAAGAGAACUUUAACCCAAAUGUGCACAACCCCAAGUCACACCCUGACAAGAUCAGGGCCAAGAUACAACGACUCGAACAGCAACAGAAGCUGUUUGGUCAAGGGGAAAAUUAA
Messenger RNA from Pyricularia grisea, 2064 nucleotides. RefSeq lists its product as uncharacterized. Lineage: Eukaryota; Fungi; Ascomycota; Sordariomycetes; Magnaporthales; Pyriculariaceae. The transcript is spliced from 2 exons. Bases 100 to 2064 code for a protein of 654 amino acids. Gene Ontology annotation, molecular function: ATP binding; RNA binding; tyrosine-tRNA ligase activity. Gene Ontology annotation, biological process: tyrosyl-tRNA aminoacylation. Gene Ontology annotation, cellular component: cytosol; mitochondrion. The record is from RefSeq and is a predicted model, not a curated record.